Messenger RNA from Ipomoea triloba (trilobed morning glory), 1658 nucleotides. Its product is annotated as E3 ubiquitin-protein ligase Os04g0590900-like. The coding region runs from base 328 to 1374 and encodes 348 amino acids. NCBI's taxonomy places the organism in Eukaryota, Viridiplantae, Streptophyta, Magnoliopsida, Solanales, Convolvulaceae. The transcript has a single exon. Gene Ontology annotation, molecular function: transferase activity. Gene Ontology annotation, biological process: protein ubiquitination. The record is from RefSeq and is a predicted model, not a curated record.
CCAACUCCUUUCCAUCUAAGCUUCUUUCUUUUCCACCUUCUUCUUUCCCCUCUUCCUAUCUGCCAUUCCCAAAUCUCUUCUGAUCUUCUUCUUCUGUUGCAUCUAUACAUAAACCCUAACCUUGUUUGACAAAUAGGUUUCCCCAGGUGCCACCACUAGUACAAAAUCAGUCAUCUGCGUCAGGAGUUGGGACAUUCUGCCUCUGGAGUUGCCCGGACAGAUAGGUUUUCUCAGGUGCCACCGCUAGUACAGAAUCAGUCAUUUGCGUUUGGAGUUGGGCACAAUCUGCCUCCGAAGUUGCCCAGACGCAUAUGCCACAGACGCAGAAUGGUGCCAACGGUAAGUGAUCCAAAAACAUGGGUGCCAUACAUGAACACCAGGGAUUGUUCCCAAGGAUUCUGCAGCUUAUACUGUCCACAAUGGUGCUACAUCAUCUUCCCCCCUCCACCCCCAUUUGACUUCCCAGAAGAUAACAACUCAGGCCCAAGUUUUUCCCCUCUUGUGAUUGCCAUAAUUGGGAUCUUAGCCAGUGCUUUUCUGCUGGUGAGUUACUAUGCCAUAAUGUCAAAGUACUGUGGCAACAGAAGGGGGAGAAUCAGAGAGAGUGAUGAUAAUAAUCAGAGAGACUCUGAUGAUUCUGAGGAGAAUCAGGACCCUUCAAUCCAUGGGCAGCCAUGGAAUUCUGCAAACACAGGCCUGGAUGAGGCUCUGAUCAAAUCCAUCACAGUUUUCAAGUACAAAAAAGGUGAUGGGGUAGUGAUUGAUGGCUCAGAUUGCCCUGUCUGCCUCAGUGAGUUUCAAGAAGAUGAAAAUCUCAGACUUCUCCCAAAAUGCAGCCAUUCAUUCCAUGUUAAUUGCAUAGAUACCUGGCUGAAAUCCCACUCCAAUUGCCCUCUCUGCAGAUCAAACAUUGUGUUCUUGAACCCUUCUCUCCCUCCCCCAAUCAUGGAUCCCCCUUCAACAGCCCCAGAACCCCAAAAUCAAGAACAAUCUUCUGCAGAACAAGAAGAAACAGAAGCAGAAGAAGCAGAAGAAAGUGCAGAAACCAAUAAUCCCCCCAAGAGCCCUGAAAGAAACCACCAUACAAUCACAAUCAGAGAAGAUAACCUCACAAGAAGAUCUGUGUCCAUGGAUUCUUCUCCCUGCCAAGCCAGGCUAUCCAUAGCAGACAUUCUCCGAAUCGAUCACGACGAAGAAUGCAGCUUCCAUGAUUCCCAGAUGCAGGAAAUUGGAUCAUCCAAAGCAGAAAUUAGACAAAGUGUUUUGGGCUGUGUUAUUAGCCCUGCAGUGAUGCAUAGAUCAUUCUCCAGCGGCAGAUUCUUCUUCCCUAAACUUAAUAGACCACCAACAAACACAUCAAUACUUCCUUCUUGAAAACAUUUUAGUUUCCUUCAUUUCUAGGAAUCUUAGCUUUGUUAAGAUUAAGGUUGCAGAAAAGCUAAGCCAGAAACAUAAACAAAGAGUUUGAGUUUUUUUUUUUUCCCCCCUUUUUUGUUCAUGGUUUUUUUGAUGAUUGAUAAUUUUGUAUGACUACUUCAUUGUUCUAUAAACAGCAUUGGAGAAAGUUUAUGAUCCAGCAGAAUUUAGGCAUAGAAUUAUGGUUAUUGUUGGCUUUACAUUAAUGAUAUAUGUUUGUCUUUCAGCAUUUAAUAUGAGAA